Messenger RNA from Dendroctonus ponderosae (mountain pine beetle), 4533 nucleotides. Its product is annotated as katanin p80 WD40 repeat-containing subunit B1. NCBI's taxonomy places the organism in Eukaryota, Metazoa, Arthropoda, Insecta, Coleoptera, Curculionidae. The transcript has 10 exons. Bases 374 to 2767 code for a protein of 797 amino acids. Gene Ontology annotation, biological process: microtubule depolymerization; microtubule severing. Gene Ontology annotation, molecular function: microtubule binding. The record is from RefSeq and is a predicted model, not a curated record. Gene Ontology annotation, cellular component: katanin complex.
CACUGUUUGCAGGUAGUCAAAUAUUAACGUCAAACUAAAAAGUGUUGAAUUGUCUUAAAACUAUGGUUCUUAUGGGAUUUAUGUUCGAAUCACCAUUUGAAUUCGUAUAGUUUUCUUUUACUCUUAUAUUUAAUUAAUAUUUGACUCGAGAUCGGUCGGUUUGUGAUAAAAUAGACACUUUAGAGAUAUAAACUGGACGGAGGAUUACUCUCAUCUACCGAGUUUCUGUGAUUAAAAGAGUGUUUUUGUUUUGAAUGCAGUGCCAGUUCUCAUGUUCUAAAGUAGUUGGUAUCAGAAAGUGAAAAUGCAAUUAACUAUAGGCUUAAAAUGAGUAUUUCCUGCGGUAGUUUUAUGAAAACUGGUUUUAGUUGCAAUGGCCUCCCUCAACACAAGAUCAUGGAGACUUCAGGAUUUUGCGGCUCACAAUGCCAAUGUAAACUGCCUAGCAUUAGGGCACAAAUCUGGAAGAGUUAUGGUAACUGGGGGCGAUGACAAGAAAGUCAACCUAUGGGCAGUAGGAAAACAAAGCUGCUUCAUGUCCUUAAGUGGGCAUCUUACUCCUGUGGAUUGUGUGCAAUUUAACAAAGUUGAAGAGCUGGUUUGUGCGGGUUCUAGAGCUGGCGCGCUAAAAGUAUGGGAUCUAGAAGCUGCGAAAUUAGUGCGGACACUAAAUGGUCAUAAACAAAAUAUCAAAUGCAUUGAUUUCAACCCUUAUGGGGAUUUGCUGGCGUCCGGUAGUGGAGAUAGUACCAUUAAAAUUUGGGAUACGCGUAAGAAAGGAGUUAUCUAUAGCUACAAUGGACACCAAGGGACUGUUAACAGUAUUAAGUUCAGCCCAGAUGCUCAAUGGGUAGCUUCUGGUGGUGAGGACUCAACAGUGAAAAUCUGGGAUUUAAGGGUUGGACGGGUAUUAAAACAGUUCGAUGAGCAUUUGAACGCAGUGACUUGUGUUGAGUUUCACCCUCAUGAAUUCUUGCUUGCCACCGGUGGCUUAGAUCGGUCCGUGCAUUUCUUUGACUUGGAAAAUUUCAGCCUAGUGUCAAGUGAACGCGAUUUAGGGGCUUUAAGAUCACUGUGCUUUAACCCUGAUGGAGACAGUCUUUUUGCAGCAGUGCGCGAUUACAUUCAAAUUAUCGGAUGGGAACCGAGUAGACUUCACGACUCCGUUCCUGUAUUGUGGGGAAAUGUUUGUGAUAUUUCAACUGCUCAAAAUCAGUUGGUUGGAGCGUCAUUCUACUUAACCAACGUUCAAGUGUAUGUAGUGGAUUUAAAAAAAUGCUUUCCUAUGGGUUCGUUGACUACCCCAACAAUAAAUCAACCAGCCACACCUUUCACACAACAUCCCAGUCUCAGGAAAAGUUUUUCUAAAGCAGAUCGGCCAGUUAGUUUGAAGGGCAGAACUUUGGAUGUGAAAACUAUCGAAGAAAGCACGUCAGGAACCGAUCCCGAAGAGGAGUCAAUUGCUGAUAUUACUAACAUGAAUGAUUACCACGAGAUUUUCAGAGGUAAAGGAUUAGCUCGAACUCCUCCUCCGGAACCUGAACCAUUUCAAAUACCUGAACGCGAUUUUACAUCAGCUCCUGUGGUAUACGACAACUACCCAACUGAGCCCCAAAUUUUAGGAGAUAAUAUGACUGAAAACGUCGAGGCCCUCUCUUUAGACAAUAGUGUGAACAACUAUCUUAACUCUGAUUCAGAACCCCCUAAUAUCAGUCCCAACAAGUUUUCUAGGUCAAAAUCAAAUUUGGAUCAAGUUUACUUGAGGCGUCUUACAAAACAGCAAGAUAGGGAAAACAUAUUGCCAAGUAACAAGCCUAAACCAGCACCCAAAUUCAGCCUUCAGCGACAAACUAGCGUUAAAGAAGGCACCGAACGAAUCCGAACGAAAAGUCAAAGCGAUGGCAUGAAGCACAGUGCAUCGGAAGCAAGUAUUACUCGAGGAACGAACUCUUCUCGAGUAACAUCUAGAAAAAACUCAUUUUCAAAGCCCAGUCGAAACUCGAGUGUUCCCAAUGUCUCAGCAGUGAAGAAUAUUAGGAAUUCUGAAGUGCCUAAAUCCAUACAUAUAACUAAUCGACCAGUAGAUUUAUAUGUAAAAAAACUUUCACCAGAUGAUAUUCCCGUUGAGGAAAACGAAUUUGUGCCUUCUUGUAUAGACAGACCUGUUGGUGUGGAUUUUGAUGAUUUUUUGCCUAAAAAUUUUGAUAUUCUGGGCUCCAGGAACUAUCUUCCCGAAAUGUCAGAAGCCGAAGGUCUUGGUCUGCUAAUGCGAGGGCAUGAACGAAUGCAGAGCAUUUUUUCAACUAGGAACCGCAAUACUAGGCUAAUUCUUGCCCAUUUUAGAAACCGGGAUAUCAAACACUCUGUCGAAUCAGCAGUCUCCAUGGACGAUAUUAGCAUUUUAAUUGACAUAUUAGGAGUUAUCAAUAAUAAAUACACUAUUUGGAAUUUGGAUCUCUGCGUAACCAUCCUACCCAAGCUCAUAGAUCUGCUGCAGAGUAAAUAUGAACAAUACAUGACAGUGGGAUGUACGACCCUCAAACUGAUUCUUCGGCACUUCGGCCCAGUAAUUCGAAGCAAUAUUCAGUCACCAGUUGGUUCCUUUGGUGUAGACAUUCCUCGCGAAGAGCGCUACCAAAAAUCCGUUAAAUGCCAUGAAAUGCUUUCUCAGCUAAGAAGCUGUAUAGUAAAAAAGCUGAGUUUACCCGGAAAUAUGGGGGCGACUUUUAGAGAGGUACAAUCUAUGAUGGUAACGACGCUAGACUGACCCAACGCCAAAGUGUCCCUGGUAACAUUCAAGAACGCAAGUAUUUGAGUGAAAUCGACAAAAUCGAUUGGAGGCAGUUCGAGUUUAUCCAGGGCUCAGGUUUCCUGUAUAUUUGUGUAGAGUAGUGCAAUCGGUUGUAUUAACUGCAAUUUUUUAUUUAGCAGAGCUGUUGUUUUUGCCGAAUUAAGUUGUGAAGGUGAGUCUCACGUAUCACAAGAACUUGUAGUGGCGCCAUUUUCGCAACGCUUUUUACAUAUUUGCGUGGAUAAAGGACUGUUUAAAAAUUUUAAAUAAAUACUGUAAAAUUAAAUUAAACUGAUUUUAAAUACUGUAGAUGCUCGGUUGUGUGAACUGUAUAAGAGGUUUGUUAAUACAAUGGAGAUAGUUUUUUGCACUAUUUGAUAAUAGCUCUAAACUAACUCAAUUGUUUAUUAAUUAUGAAUAUGCACGUAUUCUUAUUAGGACCAAGUGAAGUAACAAAAAUUGUCAAUUUAAUCGAAACAACCGCUCUUCAGUUUUUAUUGCACAGGAUGAUUUAUAUGUUAAGAUGUUCACAUAAUCGAGGAUCUUUUGUGAUACCCGGUUCUACUUAAGUUUAAAUGAACCAUAGGAAGAUGUAUUUUUCCUUAACACUUAAUUUCGUCAGUUAGUCUGAAAAUAGUUCACCUUUUUUUUACCAAACCACUACGUUAAAAUUAUUCAAGAUUUAAUGAGAUUGAUGUGGUUAAACAAAUUGAAAAUCCUACUAAACAGUAUUUAGUACGCUUGACAAUUUAAUUCAAAUUAUUUAAAACGUUUUGUUAGUGUUUAUACUCAUAUGUGUAAUUUUUACAAGAAACUUGCAUACUAAUUGGCUUUUACCUAACUAUAAGUAUUAAACUUAAAAUUAUUAUUUUAGAAAAAGCAAGUACAUUUUUCCAUGGUCCAUUUAAUUAACUAAUUUUAACAUGACGUAAUAUUAAUUUUGGUAACAAAACUUUAUUUCUAUUGUAAGAUUAUUCAAAAUGUUUUUUAUUGUAAAUGGAACAGAGUAGAAAUGUUAUAAAGUGCGUACACCUAAUAAAUUCGUCAUUAACAUUUUUAUCGCAAACAAAUUACCGGAAUUUUAUUUCAAGUAAUUGGGCAUGUUUCAAGAAAUAUUGAGAUAUUGAUGAUGGAAAAAGUUACUGUUGGAUUUUACUUGAAGUUGUGACAAAAUGUGGUCAUUUUGAUGCAUUUCUCUAUAAAGAUAGAUACUUUGUUUUUAAAAUAUUUUCUUACUUGAAAUAGAUUGAAACUGAAAAAUACAUUAAUUAACGAAUAAAAGUUGGUUAUUUUUUUAAAAUUAAGCAGCCUAGUAAUAAUGAUAAUACAUAUAUAUUGCUCAACCUAGGUAGGACCUUCGUCUUAUUCUUGAAAUACACUUGAGACGAUGUCGUUGUAAUUUAUUAUCUAGUUUGAAAUCUUAUAUCGAAACUGUUAACGAUUCAAGAAAAAAAUUACCAUUUGCUCCAACUCAGGUGUUCGCACUGUGUAUGCAUUUCAUUAUUUCCAAUUAGUCCAGUUUCAUACACAGUGAUAUCAAAUUAAUGGGCGAAGUAUUAAAAAGAUUUAAAAACAUGAUAAAUUUACAAAACUACGUCAACAUAAAUGAAUUUGUUUUAGUCUAACAUACUUUAAAAUACAAUAUUUUUUCAAUAACUAUACAAAUAAUAUGUAAUAUUAAGACUAAAAUUCCGUCCUUAAAUAUAUGUAGAUUUUGUAAUAUACAAAAUGUAAUAUGUGUA